Molecule: messenger RNA, 1356 nt
Organism: Heterostelium album PN500
Lineage: Eukaryota; Evosea; Eumycetozoa; Acytosteliales; Acytosteliaceae
Exons: 3
Coding region: 1-1356 (451 amino acids)
Source: RefSeq, a predicted model, not a curated record
AUGUCUAUUUUUAAUAAUAAUAAUGAAGGACCACGACCACUUGAUCCCAAUGAUGUGAAUGAAUUGAAAGAUUUUAAUGAUAUUAACAAUGGCGUUAAUAAUAAUAUAAUACCAAUUGCAAAUAUCAAUCAGUUUAAUGGAGGUAGAGGAGGUGAAUUACCUCCAGAUCCUGAUUCUAAUGUAGAUGCUUCGGCAAACGGUGUCAUUCAAACUGAAAACAAUACUGAUAUCAUCGAACUCUAUCCAGUCAGCGAUAACUUUACAUAUUUUGGCAGUCCAAGCUCGGUCAUACCUGAAACGUAUGGCGAGCGAUUCACACACAACAAUAGAGGAGUCAUAGACGGAGAUAUUUCAAUGUUUAACAGCAAGACUGAACUUGUAAACUCAGAGAUCACCUCGAUCAGUUACAAAAAAGAUAUAGAAAAGAUAGCUAAAUCUGUUGGUAGAUUAUUUAUAAGGUAUAAAGAUGAUAAAGACAAUCUAUUUUGGUUUACAGGAACUGGAUUUUGUAUAUCUAGAGAUAAAGUCGUAACUGCAGCACAACUAGUGAGACCAAAGAAACAAAACAAUGAUUCGACACUGACGUUGGACAAGAUAUUCAUAUUUUUCAAAAGCGAUGCAACUGUAGAAGAGGAGAUAGAGCUAUCGACCAUCGAAAGAGAAGAGGAUUUCUAUGAAUUGCAACCAAUAGUUGAUUUACAACAAUAUCAAAAUCAUAAACUGACAUACACAAAGAAUCAACAGCAUUACAAUUGGUCGGUGCAACACAGUCUCGAAAUUUUGCAAGUUGUUGGUAAUGCACCUGCCAAUGCCCAAUAUAUUUUACCUGCGUUACCAUCGAUAGCACAUCCGAUAUUGACCAACUCUGACUCGAACAAAUUCUACCUAAUAGGCUAUCCACUGUAUAUAGAAGAAGAUGAAUUUAAGAGGUGGUAUAAAGACAGCAGAAACAACAUAGACAGAGAAUAUGAGAUUAAUUUCAAUAAUUUAUAUAAGCUGGCAUCGAGAUACACCAAAGCAUUUCAACGUAAGACCAUUUCAUUCUCGGAAGUCGCUGAUAUAUCGGACAACGAACUUAGUGCGCAUCAAAUACCCUCGUUGGCCGGUUGCAGUGGUGGUGUGAUCGGUUCUGUAAGAAAAGGAAAUCAAUUCUUAGGAAUUCACAUUGGAGGUGUAGAAUCUCUUUUUACCAACUUUGCAAUCUCUGUAACGCACCCACUCUUUUAUGAAAUCUACAAAAAAUAUGUACUAUCAGAUCCUUCAUUCUUGGAAAAACAUGAACCUAUAUUGAAACCAUAUAUUAAUUAUUGUGAAAACAUCUUAAUUAAUAAUAAUAAAAAUAAUAAUAACGGUUAA